AAGUUUAAUGAUAUAUGUCAGAUUUAAAAAAAAUUCGUUUACCUGGCUUACAUCGGCGAUUACGUCGCAUCUGUUCGCAAGUCCUUCAGAAUUUUUGCGAUCACGUUAAUCGGUGAUCAUCGAGCUAAGUUUAAUCAAGGUAGGACGUUCGUGGAAAUGAUGAAUUAAAAACUUGGUUGUUUUUUUUUGUCCUUACGAGUACGCUUCUUCCUAGAGUAGUGGCGUCGCGAAGGUAGGGGGACCAUUGGAACGAAUGAAAGGUGUACCGUCAGUGAGCACGAGUCUCCUAACGAUGUUGGAUGAAAGAUUUUGAUUCUCUUCGAAGAUCUAGUGCGUCGUCUCAUAUUCCAGUGAUGCGACAAAACAUCAUACGAAACUUGAUUUCAUAAUUCCAUAAUUACUACCAAGGAUCAUCAAUACUGUUGCACCGAAAGCUUGUGAUACAAUUGAUAAUCGAAUCACGUCGUUGAACGUUUAAUUAUUUUGAAACUGGUUCACGAUUUGUUUAUCCAACUUUCUUCGUCGUGCUGCUAAACGUGAGUCAUGGUAUGUAUUUCGCUUAUGAAGCGAAAUAUGCGUGAAAGAAUUCGAAUGAAAUGAGAAUUGAAACGUUAAUCGCUUGGCUCGGAAAGGAGGAUUCACCUGCAAGGUGUGACUGCUACGUGUUCGGAUGUCUAUCGAAUCAACGAUCAAGGAUCGGUGAGAAUGAUCAGUGCUAAUCUCAUUCUAACGUUAAUGACACCGUCAGUGCGUCAAAGUUUUUUUCGUGUGAAUCGCAGAGAAUCUCGGACGCGCUUAAAUAGCUGCGCACAUGUGAGGAGAAAUUCAAACGCUGAACAACGUUGAUCGUGCGCUCGCGUGCAAGAUCUCAAAGCUACGAUAAGAAGAUCGGUGAAAGCUGAUUCGGUUGAAUUUCUGCGGAAAUAUUCGCGCGUUGCGAACAGUUACUGUCUAAGCGAUUUCAAUGGAAGGACAGAAGGAACGACCAUGAUUGUCUCGCGAACCGGUAUUUGAUCCGGAAGCAAAAUAUCUGAAACCUUGGUCAGAGUCAACCGCGAUUGUUGUUGAAUCGCACGAUGAAGCGAGUUAACGGAAACAGGAACGCAGGAGAAAACAGCGCGUCGCUUAAAUGGUCGUAACCCGAAAUCGAGAAAACCCAACGAAAGGUUUUCACGUAACGGUAAAAUAUACUGUACAAUAACGUGUGAUGAGGAUCGCGUUUGGAAAGUCGUUAAGGAGUUUUGGAAUUCCAAUCGUCUGGUGUUUGAUGCCACCCGUCCGGUUGGUGCAUCAUUCAGAUGUCGUAAUAAGAGUCUGUGGUUGAGGUGGUUCGAUGGGAGGGACACACGAAAAUGAGACGCGUGAAAAGAUUCGUGUUGGCUCAAAGUACGGAAACGGAUCCGAUUUGGAAGAGCUCCGACAACCUGAUCGCUGGUAUAUCGAAAAUGAACGAGCAGCUUUCAACGGCACCAGUCGUAUCAGCGAAAACGAUGGAGCAACAGGAACAAGAACAAACCACGAACACUGGAUUAACGCCCAGCAUGUCGCAGGGCACGGUGAUGAUACAAGCAUUAAAUCGGCAAGAAAAGGACUUCACCGUUGCUACACCUGAGGAAUUCGUUCACCGUUUCGGCGGUACCAAAGUUAUUAACAAGGUGUUAAUUGCCAAUAACGGAAUAGCAGCUGUAAAAUGUAUGCGUUCAAUUCGGAGAUGGUCGUACGAGAUGUUUAAGAACGAACGCGCUGUGCGCUUCGUCGUAAUGGUCACGCCAGAAGAUUUGAAGGCGAACGCGGAAUACAUAAAAAUGGCAGAUCAAUACGUGCCCGUACCCGGAGGAAGCAAUAAUAACAAUUACGCAAACGUUGAACUGAUCGUAGACAUUGCUGUACGCACUCAGGUCCAGGCCGUGUGGGCGGGAUGGGGUCACGCUUCCGAAAAUCCGAAAUUGCCAGAAUUGCUUCAUAAGAACAAUAUGUCUUUUAUUGGACCAUCCGAGAGAGCGAUGUGGGCCCUCGGGGAUAAAAUCGCUUCCAGCAUUGUGGCACAAACCGCAGAAGUGCCAACUCUUCCGUGGUCAGGUUCGGAGUUGAAGGCACAGUACAGUGGAAAGAAGAUAAAAAUAUCCUCGGAACUUUUCAAGAAAGGGUGCGUUUCGACGGUGGAGGAGUGUCUGGCGGCGGUGAAUAAAAUCGGCUUUCCCGUGAUGGUGAAAGCCAGCGAAGGUGGUGGCGGUAAGGGUAUCAGAAAGGUCGAAAAUGCCGAAGAAUUGCCUGCAUUGUUCAGGCAGGUACAAACUGAGAUACCCGGUUCUCCGAUAUUCAUCAUGAAACUGGCGAAAUGUGCUCGCCAUUUGGAAGUUCAGUUACUCGCCGAUAAUUACGGAAACGCGAUAUCGUUGUUCGGACGUGAUUGUUCUAUCCAAAGAAGGCAUCAAAAAAUUAUCGAAGAGGCGCCAGCUGUAAUCGCAAAGCCUGAGGUCUUCGAGGAGAUGGAAAAAGCCGCUGUCAGACUGGCCAAAAUGGUUGGAUAUGUCAGCGCGGGUACCGUCGAGUAUCUUUACGACACAUCCGGACGUUACUACUUCUUGGAAUUGAACCCGCGUCUUCAAGUGGAACAUCCGUGUACGGAGAUGGUGUCCGAUGUUAACUUACCCGCGGCUCAACUUCAGAUCGCCAUGGGACUGCCGCUACAUCAUAUUAAAGAUAUACGCCUUCUCUACGGUGAAAGUCCGUGGGGAGACAGUGCCAUUGAUUUCGACCAACCGCGUCACAAGCCUCAGCCGUGGGGACACGUAAUAGCAGCAAGAAUCACUAGUGAAAAUCCUGAUGAAGGUUUCAAACCGAGUUCGGGUACCGUGCAAGAACUGAAUUUCCGUUCUUCGAAAAAUGUUUGGGGUUACUUCUCAGUGGGUGCUUCCGGAGGUCUACACGAAUUCGCAGACUCGCAGUUCGGUCAUUGUUUCUCUUGGGGUGAGGAUCGUCAUCAGGCGAGAGAAAAUUUGGUCAUAGCUCUUAAGGAAUUGAGCAUCAGAGGUGACUUCAGAACCACCGUUGAAUAUCUGAUCACGUUACUAGAAACCGAAUGCUUUCAACAAAACAAUAUUGAUACCGCUUGGCUGGAUUUGUUGAUCGCCGAACGCGUUCGAAGCGACAAACCAGAUCUAUUAUUGGCCGUAACGUGCGGCGCGAUUCAUAUCGCCGAUAGAUUCAUCACAGCUGCUUUUGCUGGAUUUCAAACAGCAUUGGAAAAAGGGCAGAUUCAAGCCAGCAAUGACUUAGAUAACGUAAUUGACGUUGAACUCAUUAACGACGGAUACAAAUACAAAGUUCAAGCUGCCAAGUCAGGCCCUAAUAGCUAUUUCCUUAUUAUGAACGGUUCCUAUAAAGAGAUUGACGUUCACCGAUUAUCGGACGGAGGAUUGCUAGUGUCUUUGGACGGUGGCAGUUUCACGACAUACAUGAGAGAAGAAGUCGACCGCUACAGGAUCGUUAUUGGAAACCAGACAUGCAUCUUCGAGAAGGACAACGAUCCGUCUUUGUUAAGAUCUCCGUCAGCCGGAAAGUUGAUCAACUUUUUAGUCGAAGACGGUGGCCAUGUGAAUGCCGGGCAAGCCUACGCGGAAAUCGAAGUGAUGAAAAUGGUAAUGACAGUGACUGCGAGCGAGGCUGGCAACGUUUCCUAUAUUAAAAGGCCCGGCGCCGUUCUCGAGGCUGGUACCUUGAUCGCUACCUUGGAAUUAGACGAUCCGACGCUGGUAACAAAAGCGCAGGAGUACACUGGUCAAUUCCUGGAGACCGUGGCACCGGCAAUUUCCGAAAAAUUGAAUCAUCUACACGCCAAAUACAGAACCGCUUUGGAAGACACCCUGGGUGGAUAUUGUUUGCCAGAUCCGUAUCAUAUUCCUCGUGUACGCGAACUUCUAGAGAAGUUUAUGAAUUCCCUUCGCGAUCCCACUUUGCCUUUGCUCGAACUUCAGGAGGUGAUCGCGACGAUAUCUGGAAGAAUCCCUGUCUCCGUUGAAAAGAAGAUCAGGAAACUGAUGUCGCUGUACGAAAGCAAUAUUACUUCCGUUUUAGCUCAGUUCCCUAGUCAACAAAUCGCUGCUGUAAUCGAUGGACACGCAGGUUCACUUUCAAAGAGAUCCGAACGCGACGUGUUCUUCCUAACUACUCAACCGAUAGUGCAACUGGUACAAAGAUACAGGAACGGAAUACGUGGAAGAAUGAAGACCGCCGUCCACGAACUUCUUCGCCAAUACUACACCGUUGAGAGCCAGUUCCAACAAGGACAUUACGACAAAUGCGUUUCGGCUUUAAUAGAACAGCACAAAGACGACUUGGCGACGGUUACGGCUAUGAUUUUCAGUCAUAAUCAAGUGACGAAGAAAAAUGUUUUGGUUACCAUGCUCAUAGAUCAUCUGUGGGCGAACGAACCUGGUCUAACAGACGAAUUAUCGAGUACCCUGACGGAACUGACAAGCUUAAACCGCACGGAACACAGCCGCGUGGCGUUACGUGCUAGACAAGUUCUCAUCGCUGCACACCAACCAGCUUAUGAAUUGAGACACAACCAAAUGGAAUCGAUAUUCUUAUCAGCAGUAGACAUGUACGGGCACGAUUUCCAUCCGGAAAACCUGCAGAAAUUGAUCCUUUCUGAAACAUCGAUUUUCGACAUCCUACACGAUUUCUUCUAUCACUCUAAUCGCACGGUGUGCAGUGCUGCGUUGGAGGUCUACGUGCGCAGAGCGUAUAUCAGUUACGAUCUGACGUGUCUGCAACAUUUGGAACUGUUUGGCGAAGUGCCGAUUGUGCAUUUCCAGUUUUUAUUACCUAACAAUCACCCCAAUAGGCAGAAUCAGUGUCAAGUGAAUCAUAGAACCGGAGCUAUGGCAGCCUUCCACGACAUGGAUCAAUUUGUCCGAUACUCCGAUGAGAUUCUCGAUCUUCUGGAGGACUUGUCUUCGGUUAAUUCGGUUUCAGCCAAAGUUCUGGAGGCGGUGGACGCGGCUGGAAGCGAAUCGAGGCAUAGCACGUCUAUAAACGUGUCCUUGAGUACCGCAGAGCCUGGUGCCGCAGUGGAGAUCGGAGAACCCGCGGAACCGGUGCACAUUUUGAGUAUUGCCGUCCAAGAAAAGGAGAACAGUGACGAUUCUAGCAUGGCGAAGGUAUAUGGAGAUUGGUGCGCUGCUAACAAGGACGAAUUGAUAUCGCGAGGUAUAAGGAGAGUCACGUUCGUUGCACUGAAGAAAAGGCAGUUCCCAAAAUUCUUUACGUUCCGUCACAGAGACGGUUUCGUCGAGGAUAAGAUUUACAGACACCUCGAACCUGGUUGCGCUUUCCAACUGGAACUGAACAGAAUGAGGACCUAUUAUCUCGAAGCGUUGCCGACGUCGAAUCAAAAGAUGCACCUUUACCUUGGUCAGGCGAAAGUUGCCAAGGGUCAACAAGUUACGGAUUAUCGUUUCUUUAUUCGUUCUAUUAUAAGGCAUUCCGACCUCAUCACGAAAGAAGCUAGCUUCGAUUAUCUUCACAACGAAGGCGAACGUGUCCUGUUGGAAGCUAUGGACGAAUUAGAAGUCGCGUUUUCGCAUCCGCUGGCGAAACGUACGGAGUGCAAUCACAUCUUCUUAAACUUCAUACCCACGGUCAUUAUGGAUCCGGCUAGAAUAGAGGAAAGCGUUACCAGCAUGAUACUUAGGUAUGGUCCGAGGUUGUGGAAGCUGCGAGUCCGUCAGGCUGAGAUCAAGAUGACGAUUCGCCCGGCGCCCGGUAAAUCAACUUCGAUCUUACGUUUAUGCAUUGGUAACGACAGCGGGUACAGCAUAGAUUUGCAUCUGUACACGGAAGCAACCGAUCUAAAGACUGGCGUUAUUCGUUUUGAGUCUUAUCCGUCGGCGACGGCGAAUGGUACCUGGAGGCCAGGACCUAUGCACGGUCUACCAAUUUCUACGCCGUAUUUAACCAAAGAUUAUCUCCAAGCAAAGAGGUUCCAAGCGCAAAGUGCUGGCACCACGUACGCGUAUGAUCUUCCGGAUAUGUUCCGACAGCAAGCGGAAAAGCUGUGGUACAGUUACAUUGAGGAAAGGCCAAAUUGCGACAUAAAGAUCCCGAAUCCCGUGAUGGAUAGCGUGGAAUUGGUGUUAGAAGGUGACACUUUAGUAGAACAGAAACGUCUUCCUGGUGAAAACGAUGUCGGUAUGGUUGCUUGGAGGUUGAGGCUCUACACGCCGGAAUAUCCUGUAUCUGGACGUGACAUUAUAUUAAUCGCGAACGACUUGACGCAUUUAAUUGGUUCCUUUGGCCCGAAGGAAGAUCUCGUGUACUACAAAGCGUCAGAAAGAGCGCGACAACUUGGGAUUCCUCGAAUAUACUUCUCAGCUAACUCUGGAGCUCGCAUCGGUCUCGCGGAGGAGGUGAAAGCUCUAUUCAGAAUCUGUUGGGAGGACGAAAAUGAGCCAGAAAAAGGAUUUAGGUAUAUAUACCUAACGCCGGACGAUUACGCGCGUUUAGCACCGUUGAAUUCAGUGAAAACUACAUUGAUCGAAGAUAAGGGCGAAUCUCGUUAUAAAAUUACCGAUAUCAUCGGCAAAGAGGAUGGUCUCGGUGUAGAGAAUUUAAAAUACGCCGGUAUGAUCGCCGGAGAAACCUCGAGGGCUUAUGAGGAAAUAGUGACGAUCUCCAUAGUCUCUUGCCGUGCAAUCGGUAUCGGUAGUUACAUAGUCCGUCUAGGUCAAAGAGUUAUACAAAUAGAAAAUUCCCACAUCAUUUUAACCGGCUACAGGGCACUGAACACUGUACUAGGUCGCGAGGUAUACAGUAGCAAUGAUCAGUUGGGUGGUAUACAGAUCAUGUAUAAUAAUGGAGUGUCGCAUGCUACCGAUGUAAGAGAUCUGGAAGGUGUCGAAACCGCUCUAAGGUGGUUGAGUUAUUGUCCUAAAUCCAGAGGCGCGCCUCUUCCUAUAUUGCCGUUACCGCUCCCCGAUCCAAUCGACAGGGAGAUCGCUUAUGUUCCUACGAAAACAGCUUACGAUCCGAGGUGGAUGCUCGAUGGCAGGAUACAGAACGGGACGAACUACUGGGAAAGCGGAUUCUUCGAUCGCGGCUCAUGGCAGGAAAUAAUGAGACCUUGGGCUCAGACUGUGGUCACCGGACGAGCCAGAUUAGGUGGAAUUCCUUGCGGCGUGAUUGCAGUGGAAACCAGAACCGUCGAGUUGCAUUUACCCGCUGACCCCGCUAAUUUAGACUCGGAAGCUAAGACGAUAUCUCAGGCUGGACAAGUAUGGUUCCCUGACAGUGCAUACAAAACUGCUCAAGCUAUUAAAGACUUCUCGCGGGAAGAACUACCACUUUUCAUCUUCGCUAAUUGGAGAGGAUUCUCUGGUGGAAUGAAAGACAUGUACGAACAAAUUGUGAAAUUCGGUGCCUACAUCGUGGAUGGGUUAAGGGAAUACAGUAAACCUGUAUUUAUAUACAUUCCACCUAACGGAGAAUUGAGAGGUGGUGCUUGGGCUGUCGUUGACCCCACGAUAAAUCCCCGCUACAUGGAAAUGUUUGCUGACAACACAAGCAGAGGUGGAGUUCUGGAGCCUAGUGGAAUAGUAGAAAUUAAGUUCAGACUUAAAGACGUACUGAAGACCAUGUACAGGGUGGAUAAAGUGCUUCUAGAACUGAAGGAAAAGUUAUCCAAUGCAAACUCACCCGAAGAAAAAACUGAAAUUGAAAGUCAAAUACGUAAGAGGGAGGAAAUUCUAGAGCCCAUGUAUCACCAAGUCGCUGUACACUUCGCGGAUCUUCACGAUACACCGGAAAGAAUGUUUGAGAAGAACAGCAUUCACGAUAUUAUUCCGUGGCGAACGGCACGCAGGCAACUUUAUUGGCGACUUCGAAGAAGGCUUUUGGAGGACGAAAUAAUGGAGGAUAUCGUUUCGACCCAAAGAAAUUUAGACACCAGACAAGUGAGCGCGAUGUUACGUAGAUGGUUCAUAGAAGACAGAGGUGCCACUGAGUCGUAUUUGUGGGAUCAAGACGAGGCAGCGACGAAUUGGUUGGAGAAUCAACGGCAGGAUGAGAACAGUGUUGUCUCACGUAACAUUACUUGUGUAAAACGGGACGCGGUCAUUUCUUGUGUAAAGGAAGCCCUCGAGACGUGUCCGGAACUGAGAUUAGACGCGAUCUUGGAGAUCGUCCACAGGCUACAGCCGGGCGAGCGCGCGGAACUGCAAAGAACUUUAUCACAGAUAGAGAACACUACACAGGAACACCAUAACGAGUUGAGUGCUUCGUCCUAAUGUUUCCUCCGACAAUUGAAACGAAUCCCUUGUUUAUCUGCGUACCUGGUGUAUGUAGCUCCAUUAGAAUUAAUUGUACAGACACUUGUUAUUCUUGUUAAUAGCAAAUUGUGUACGGGAGUAGUAUAAUUUUUUGGAAAAUUAAUAAUUGUUUCUAUCAGUAGCGUUACUUGGAUGAUAGAAAACAAAUGAACACACAUUUUAUUAAUUAGAAGUUCAACAGUGAUUAUAUCGAGUGUCAGACAGUAUCACUGCCUACUCUCCUCGAAACUGUGACAAAACGCGACCUUUGUUUAUAAUAAGUGUAAUCAACAAUAUAAAAAUUAUACUAUAUAUAUUUAUUUUUAGAACAAAAA
This is a messenger RNA of Ceratina calcarata, 8644 nucleotides long. It is a transcript of the gene ACC, whose product is annotated as acetyl-CoA carboxylase. The coding region runs from base 1353 to 8288 and encodes 2311 amino acids. The transcript is spliced from 9 exons. Lineage: Eukaryota; Metazoa; Arthropoda; Insecta; Hymenoptera; Apidae. The record is from RefSeq and is a predicted model, not a curated record. Gene Ontology annotation, biological process: fatty acid biosynthetic process. Gene Ontology annotation, molecular function: metal ion binding; ATP binding; acetyl-CoA carboxylase activity. Gene Ontology annotation, cellular component: mitochondrion.